This is a messenger RNA of Symbiodinium pilosum, 639 nucleotides long. The record is from the annotation of a GenBank genome assembly. NCBI's taxonomy places the organism in Eukaryota, Dinophyceae, Suessiales, Symbiodiniaceae.
GAAGGCGAUGCGGAUGGCGAUGCCAAGGAGGCCACUACGCGCAUGGAAGUUAAAGCCUCAGAAGGUGACUCUGUCCUUGCCAAGCUGAGAGCGAAGGCGGAGAAAGAAGAGUCGAAAGACAAGGAGGGGGGCACAGCGUCAGAUGAAGACAAGUCGGCGACGUCAGAGUGGGAAGAUGACGCCGAAGGUCGAGAUGCCGAGGCCGCCGCUGCGAAGAAAGGCGUGAAGAAGAAGAAAGCGGAAGAGAACGCCGCCACCAAGGACAUGAAUGAGGCAGCCCAUGAGGAUGCUAAGGCAACGGGUGGAGAGAAGAGCGGAACUGAGACCGGAAAGGAUGCUCGGAAGAAGGAGAAGAAGGAGUCAAAGGAUCCUGCCACAGCUGACAGCGCUGCCUCGAAAGCGCAAGGUGAGGAAGAAGAUGAGGAGGUUGGGUCACCUGCUGAUGUGAACGAGCCCGACGUGAAAUGGGAACGCAAGACCAAGACAAAAGUUCCCAAGCCCGGUGAGCGCAAGAGGGGAGUGCAGUUUGGAGGAGAUGCUCAGGUUGAGCCUGAGAAGCCCAAGGAAGGUUCCGAGGACGGAAGUGAUGUAGAGCUCUUCCAGGACUUGAAGAAGAAGGGUCCAGCAGAGGCGUCAUAG